AUGCCUCUCACAAAUGAUCUCCUUCAUCCCUCUCUAGAAAAGAAGAAAAAGCACAAGAAAAGGCACCCAUUGCAGCCCCAAUUCUACUUUGUGGAUGUGUAACAUCCAAAAUGCUAUGAAAUAACAAUGCUCUUGAGCUGUGCACAAACGGCAGUCUUGGGUGUAGGCUGCUCCGCUGUCCUCCAUCAGCCCACAGGUGGAGAAGCAAGGCCAACAGAGGGCUGCACCUUCAAGAGGAAACAGUAA
Onychomys torridus (southern grasshopper mouse) is the source of this 246-nucleotide messenger RNA. RefSeq names its product 40S ribosomal protein S27-like. Gene Ontology annotation, biological process: ribosomal small subunit assembly; translation. The record is from RefSeq and is a predicted model, not a curated record. NCBI's taxonomy places the organism in Eukaryota, Metazoa, Chordata, Mammalia, Rodentia, Cricetidae. Gene Ontology annotation, cellular component: cytosolic small ribosomal subunit; ribosome. Gene Ontology annotation, molecular function: structural constituent of ribosome; RNA binding.